Molecule: messenger RNA, 1405 nt
Organism: Sesamum indicum (sesame)
Lineage: Eukaryota; Viridiplantae; Streptophyta; Magnoliopsida; Lamiales; Pedaliaceae
Gene: TBL36
Product: TRICHOME BIREFRINGENCE-LIKE 36
Cellular component (GO): Golgi apparatus
Molecular function (GO): O-acetyltransferase activity
Source: RefSeq, a predicted model, not a curated record
AUAUAUACACAAACACAACAAACAGCUGCAGACAACACCACUAAUUGUUCACACCACUGCAAUGCCAAAACCUCAUCAGACCUCGUUCCUCUUCCUCUUCUUUGCGUUCCUGAUCUUGUUCGGCUGCUUCUCUCACAGUGCUGAAUCCUCAAGGUACGAUCAAGAAGAGCUGCAGUGGCUGGACGACAAGGAUGAUGAAAUCAGCAUGGUCCAAAGCAGGCACUCAGCCCUCACCACCUGUGAUUUUAGCAAAGGAAAAUGGGUUUAUGAUCAAACCUACCCUCUCUAUGACGCCGCCACCUGCCCUUACCUUAGCACCGCCGUCACCUGCCGGAAAAACGGACGCCCCGAUUCCGACUACGAGAAGUGGAGAUGGAAGCCUGAUGGUUGUUCCAUUCCGAGGUUCGAUGCACUGGAUUUUCUUGGAAGGAUGAGGAGGAAGAGAAUAAUGCUAGUUGGUGAUUCCAUAAUGCGGAACCAAUGGGAGUCUCUGGUAUGCUUAGUUCAGUCAGUCGUCCCCCCUGCACGAAAGACGGUCAUCUACAACGGCCCUACGAUGGCCUUCCUCGCUCUGGAUUUUGAGAUGUCAAUUGAGUUCUGCUGGGCUCCUUUCCUGGUGGAGCUGCGACGAGGGGCGGACGGGAAGAGAAUACUGCACCUGGAUUGGAUAGAAGAGAACGCAAAGUACUGGAGAGGAGUCGAUGUUCUUGUGUUCGAUUCGGCUCAUUGGUGGACACAUUCAGACAAAUGGAGCUCAUGGGACUUUAUGAUGGAGGGCAAUAAUGUGUACAAAAGUAUAAAUCCCACAAUUGCUUAUGAGAAAGGAUUGACAACAUGGGCAAAGUGGAUAGACUUAAAUCUUGAUCCCAGAAGGACUAGAGUGUUCUUCAGAAGUAUGUCACCCAGGCACAACAGGGACAACGGCUGGAAGUGCCACAAUCAGAGGGAACCCUUGGAGUCCUUCAUCCGGCCCCAUAUCCCGGAGCAACUGAUAGUACUGGAAAAGGUGGUGAGGAGGAUGGAAUUCCCGGUGUACAUUCAGGACAUAACGACAAUGUCAGCUCUCCGACGAGAUGGGCAUCCAUCGGUGUACGGUCGGGCGUCGGGCGACAAGAACAACCAGCAACUGAAAGAUCGUAGUUCUGACUGCAGCCACUGGUGCCUGCCCGGAGUGCCUGAUACCUGGAAUGAAAUCUUGAAUGCUGUGCUUUGAUUAGGCAGCUAGGGUUUAAGGUUUGUUUCGGAGCUUCUUAUGUUCUAUGGUUGAUAAGUAGACAAGAGCAUGUUGUGAUAGUAAAUGGUAGCAGCUCAUGAGUGUGUCUAGUGUCUUUUUGUUUCUUGUUAGUUGUGAGAAAUGGGCUAUGUUUGUCUAUCAGGUGGCAUUGUUAUGGUAGUAAUGUAAUCA